ACCCUCAACCUCACAGCUCCCACAGCCCCCUUCUGCUGCCUGGCUGACCCGAUUCACAUCACCCGAGGGACUGAGGAGAGGGGACUGGGGCGUGGUCCGCCGGCCGUUCCGCACCCAGCCGUGGACCGACCCCCCCUCCCAGCGCUCAGCCUCCCCUGCCGCACGUCGUGGAUGCGGUAGCUUCCCGAGGCGCCCGGGACGCUCGUCCUGAGUACCCCUGGCCCAUCUGCGGAGGAGGGGACACCUCUGAGCCGCCUCCUGUGGAGUUCGCCGUCCCAGGUGCUCAGAAGUGACCUCCCUGGCUAAAGAGGAUCAUGAACUCCAGUGGUACUUUGGUGACAGAGUUUAUCUUGCUGGGCUUCCCAGAGCUGCACCACCUGCGAGGGCUACUAUUCGGGUUAUUCCUCACCAUCUACGUGGUGACUAUCCUGGAGAACCUGGUCGUUGUGGGGACCAUCCGAGCCAGCUGCCAACUGCACACACCCAUGUAUUUCUUCCUGGCCAACCUGUCGGUGCUGGAAACCCUCUAUACCUCGGUCACUGUCCCUAAGCUUCUGGCUGGCCUGCUGGCACAGGUGAGCACCAUCUCCUUCUCGGGUUGCCUCACCCAGCUGUUCCUCUUCCUUUCGCUCGGCUCCUCUGAGUGCUUCCUCCUGGCCACCAUGGCCUGUGACCGGUACCUGGCCAUCUGCCGCCCGCUGCACUACCCGGCCAUCAUGGACUCGAGGCUCUGUCUGCACCUGGCCCUCAGUGCCUGGCUCGGCGGCUUCCUGGCCUCCUUUGUGUCCAUGGCUCUCAUCUCACAGCUGAGGUUCUGUGGCCCCAACAUCAUGAACCACUUCUUCUGUGAUAUCUCACCCCUACUGUGGCUCUCCUGCUCUGACACCACUGCCAUUGAAAUGCUGGACUUUGUGGCAGCCCUGGCAGUGCUCAUGACCUCCCUACUAGUGACCACAAUCUCCUAUGCCCACAUCCUAGCUACUGUGCUGAGGAUCCCAAGAGGCCCUGGCCGUCAGAAGGCCUUCUCCACUUGUGCCUCCCACCUGGCCGUGGUGGCGAUCUUCUAUACCACCACCAUCUUCAUGUAUGCUCGGCCUCACGCCAUCAGUUCCUUUGACCUCAACAAGCUAGUGUCUGUUGUCUACUCUGUUGUGACGCCCCUGCUUAACCCAGUCAUCUACUGCCUAAGGAACCAUGACAUCAGGGAGGCCCUGGCCAAACUCCUCCAGGCCCCUGGUCCCUGCUGA
This is a messenger RNA of Nycticebus coucang (slow loris), 1247 nucleotides long. RefSeq names its product olfactory receptor 226-like. The coding region runs from base 315 to 1247 and encodes 310 amino acids. Gene Ontology annotation, cellular component: membrane. Gene Ontology annotation, molecular function: G protein-coupled receptor activity; olfactory receptor activity. Gene Ontology annotation, biological process: G protein-coupled receptor signaling pathway. Lineage: Eukaryota; Metazoa; Chordata; Mammalia; Primates; Lorisidae. The record is from RefSeq and is a predicted model, not a curated record. The transcript is spliced from 2 exons.